AGUACAUUUUAGUACAUUUUACUAGUGUCUAAAACACCAAUUGUUACUAAUAAUGGAAUAAACUAUGUAUCCCAAGAGAUGGUUGAUUAUUUGGAUUAUAAUCUAUUGUAAUAUUUUAAUAAAUUUUUCGGCAAAUGAAAUUAAUAAUGAAUCCAUUACCAAAAAUUUAGGAGUUAAUAAUAUAUCUACAACACUUGAUGAUGUUAACAAUGUUAAUUUUCAAACGACUAAUUCCACUAAUUCAACUGAAACAUAUAAAUACUUGUAUAAUAAUUUAAAACAUUAUUUUCUAACGUGGUAUCUACCUACAGUGAUUAUUUUAGGAGUUGUUGGCACCGUAUUCUGUUUAGUGUUUCUAUUUUUGUCAAGAUUAUUUCCACAGAAUAUGUUGAUUUGGUUGGUUAGUAUAUGUUUUGGAGAUUUUUUUAUACUCUCCCUGGAAGGUAUAUGGAUGUUAUUAAAAGUUUGGUAUAAUUAUGAUAUACGUGAUAAUAAUAACUUUAUAUGUGUACUACAUACAAGCUUAUCGAAUUAUUUUUUCUACUGGUCAGCUUAUAUGCAGAGUAUGUUGUCAAUGCAGCGAGCAUACUCAAUUAUCAGACCGUUGCGUGCUAGAAAUAGUGGUCCGAAAAUAAUAUGGCUUUUUCGCCUAUGGUUUUUGAUAUCUAUCUGUCUUAUACUACCAAUUCUCCCUUAUCCAUUAUACUGGCGAGUUAUUAACGGUGACUGCGAUCCAACAAAUACAGAUUUAUAUCAUGUUACAACAUUGAACGAUUUUAUUGUCUGGGGUUUAAUUCCACUAAUUGGUAUGACAUCGUCUACAGUCAUAAUAUGUUGGAACAUUUUUCGAUUGCGAAAAUGUUUUCGUGAAGCAACCUCUUCAUUUUGUCUACAUGAAAAUGAACAAAAGAGAAAGUCUAGUGCGUCCAGGGUCAGUAGAUUGAUUUACUACUUGAGAACAGAUGAUAUAUCUGAGAAUUUUCGUAAACGUUCAAAUUCUCUAUCAGUUUCUGAAUCCGCACUGAAUUUGCAAAUGAAAUCUCAAUGUGAAAUUCUACCUAGGAUUUAUAAACCUAUAUCUGUUCACAACUUGAUUGAUCACACGUCAAGAUGUAACUCAAAAUUUCACUCUCAAGUAAUUAUCAGACCAACAAAUGUUUUGAAUACACGAAGAACUUUUGCAACAAAGUCUAAAGCGAUAUCAUUUGACCAGAUUACUAAUUGUGUAAGACCUAUUAGUAAUUCAGGUCACCGCCAUGGCGCAACAGAUAAUGUAGGUCAUGUAACACGACUUUUGGUAUGUAUGAAUAUUUGGUAUAUGGCUAGUACAUACCCACUGAUAAUUUAUUUAAUGUUAUUAAAUUUUGUGCUAACAAAUGUUGAUCGUGAUGUUCACAAAUUCAUGUAUUACUUAUCAAGAAGUUUAUGCUUUUUAAAUGCAUGUUCAAACUGGAUAUUUUAUUGUGCAUCAGGACGAUUAUUUCGUUCACGCAUACAUCAGAUGGUACUGCGUUUCAUGUGUCGGAUACGGUUUUGUCACAGAAGUGGAAAUUCUGUUCGAAUACCACCAGACUAUACAAAUCAUUUCAAAAACCAAUUUGUCUUGAAUACAUCAAAAAAUGUGUACCAUUCACGUAUCGGUCCAUUUUUUAAAUAUUUCAGUGAGUCAAGGAAAAACAACAUGGGUUUGAAUAAGAAUCAUGGUGGUAACAAAACCAAUGAUAUGAUGCACCAGAGCAUUGAAUUUAUUGAUGAAUUUGGAGGACACGUACUCAAUAGUUCUUUUGAGACGGUAAAAAAACAAAAUACUGACAUUUCCUCGACUACUAGAGAUAUUAAUUUCAUGCAUAAUACGUCAGGUAACUAUUCAAAUAGUUGUUUCCCUUUAGGCUACCAGUGCUUUUGUAAUUUAUUUCCUUGCUCACUAAAAGUUUUCAGUAAACCUACAGAUUCAAAUAAAAAUUUAUCGGUUAAACCCUAUCCAAACGUGAAGAAGUUACAAAAAGAUGGAAAUGGUAAUGAAAAGAAACACGUUUUACUUGGAUGUAACGGAUGUUUUACAGGUUUCUGUUGUUGGCGUUUUUGGUGGUAUGGUUUGAUGGCCGGAUGUAUCAAACGGAUACCCAAUACAAUUGAAACUGUAACAGAUAGCGAUCAAAAUUAUUCUGUUCAAGUCCUUACAGGAAUAUCAACUUCAUCAUCAGUGUAUGAUAGCUGUGAUUUGCAUCGACGCCAUUCCGAAUUUGCUUUGAACAACUUAAAUUACAAAUACUGUACGCACUAUCGAUCCACAGAAAAAUUCCGUGAACUUGAACCAAAAAGGAAGCUAGAGUUGGAUCUAGCCAUUCAAAAUACAUUUAGUACACAGAUAAAUCAAAAGCCAUAUGAAAUUGCAAAUUCAUUUCCAUCUAGUAGGUCUUUUGCUACUCCCAAUAAUGCGACUCGUUCAAUAAUUGACAAAGAUAAAGCUAUUGUUGAUUACAACCAUUCUGACAUAACAUUGCCUAAACAGAUAAUUCCAAGAUGUUUUUGUUACAUGUCAUCGCAAGGUAAUCGUAAAUUUAAUUAUAAUUUAUGCCAAUAUCACCAAGAUUUUAAUUCAUCCUGCCGUCAUCAUCAUAGUCAUCAACAUUUUUGGCCACCGCAAAGUUCAUAUUUAACCUAUCAAUUGAAUCGUCCAAAUACAUCCAUAAAUAGCUAUCGGAAAAAUUGUCAAUUACCAUCAUCUUCUAAUUUUACUUUUAGCGAUGUUGAAGUUAAUUCUUCAACUUGAAACGACAGUAUUUUUGGUACUUAAAUGUUAUUUCAGUACAGCAUGAAUAAUGCAUAUAACCUCAUUCGUACAUACCAAAAGAUGAUGGGAUAUUUAAUUGAUCCAAAAAAUUAUUAACCAGGAAAAGAAUAAAAACGGGAAUAAAUGUGAAAUUAAAUAGAAAAUUUUUAAAAUGAUGAGAAAUGUCUGGGGAUAAACGAAACAAAUCUGGCUAGAUAACAGAAAUGAUAAUCUAAUAAACGAUCAUAUCUCAUAUGUGAUAAUAUCUUAAUACACAUGUAUAUAAUUCUGUAUUAUUUUUUUAUAAACAUUAUCAAGAUAGUGACAAGGUGUGUGACAUAAUUUGUUCAUUAUAAAUAUUAUUAUGAAGAAACAUUCUUUUAACUUAAAACUAUGACCCAUAGAACAAACUUUAUAAAACCAUAUUUUACACACACACACACACACACAAAAUAAUGUUUUGUUGAAGCUUCCCUAUUCAAUGAAGCAAGUUACUUUUGCUCAUAUUGUAGUCACUUUGAAAUGAUUGUCCAUAAAAACAAAAGUUCAAACGUAGUGUAUAUAGGUGACUAUUAAUAGUUGAGUAUAAUUUAUGAGUUUGUAAAUUGUCAAGUUAUCCAUUUUGAAAAUUUUUGAAUAUAUAGUAUGUUUAAGAAAUUAGAGGAUUUACAUAACUAAUUUUUCUACUACAUCAUUAUGUAUUGAACGGUUAACCAAAUCAUAGGAUUACAUUAAUUUUCACUUUUCAUUGAUAAUGAUAUUCAAAAUCAUCUAUCUGAGUUACAUAUCAUCUACACCAUCUCAUAUUCAGUGGAUUGUCAUAUGUAUAUCUGUGAUAAAUGUUCAGCUCAUCAGCUUUACUGCUUUUUGUAACAUUGAAAUUGAAGGCUUUUCAUGUUCAGUAGUAGGUUUUUUGAGAUAUUCUAAGAUGAAAAUCUUCGGCUCUUCAAAAUUUGCUACAUUAUAAUGAUUUUUCAAAAGGAAAUUGUCAGUGUGGGGUUGUGUAGAUUGUUGAGUUUCAUUGAAAUCAUGAAGCGAUCAGUGUUAGACAACCAUUGAAAACAUAAAAACACUGAAACCUGUUGUUUUUGAGACACUUACCCACCGAAGUCAAUGAAAGGUAAUUACCCGAUAUCGUGAAUCGUUUGAAGUUGGACAUGAACACACCGGCUCAGUGCUUUAGAAGUUAAACGUUCACGAGCAAGACCUAAGAUCCUAUGUUCGACUGCUAUGCGCAUGAUCGGGGGAAGUGCACCGAUAUGGAGUACCUGACUAGAAUAAAAUGGUCAUGCAGUGCUCGCAGGUUUUCAAUGGUGGUCUAUGACUGAUCGAUUUAUGAUUUCACUGAAAGUAAAUUCCUUAACAACUGUAAAAUAUGUUUGAGUAUUGUAGAUCAUAACAAUUUGACAGUACAUAUUUGAGCAAACACAACUCUUUCAAAAAAUUAACUAGUCAGAUUGAGAGACACAGUCCACAUAUUUUUUAUGCUUAUG
Schistosoma rodhaini is the source of this 4266-nucleotide messenger RNA. The record is from the annotation of a GenBank genome assembly. NCBI's taxonomy places the organism in Eukaryota, Metazoa, Platyhelminthes, Trematoda, Strigeidida, Schistosomatidae.